Messenger RNA from Benincasa hispida (wax gourd), 806 nucleotides. Its product is annotated as histone H3.3. Lineage: Eukaryota; Viridiplantae; Streptophyta; Magnoliopsida; Cucurbitales; Cucurbitaceae. Gene Ontology annotation, cellular component: nucleosome. Gene Ontology annotation, molecular function: protein heterodimerization activity; DNA binding; structural constituent of chromatin. The record is from RefSeq and is a predicted model, not a curated record.
CGCCGCCAUACGGCACAGGCUUAGCCUGGACCGGGAGGCCCUAUAUAAGGGGGUUUGGUUUUCCCUUUUUCUAAUUCAUUCGCAUUUGGAAGAAUUCUCAAUCCUUCGACGACGAAAAUUCUCUCUUGGUUCUCAAGCCCUUCUUCUUCCAGAUGGCUCGUACGAAGCAAACUGCUCGCAAAUCCACAGGUGGCAAGGCUCCCAGAAAGCAGCUUGCUACUAAGGCUGCGCGUAAGUCGGCUCCCACAACCGGAGGCGUGAAGAAACCACACAGAUAUCGCCCAGGAACAGUCGCUCUUCGAGAAAUCCGCAAGUACCAGAAGAGUACUGAGCUUCUAAUUCGCAAACUCCCAUUCCAGAGGCUUGUUCGUGAAAUUGCUCAAGAUUUCAAGACAGAUCUGCGUUUCCAGAGCCACGCGGUUUUGGCCUUGCAAGAGGCCGCUGAAGCUUACCUUGUUGGGCUGUUUGAAGAUACCAAUCUCUGCGCUAUUCAUGCCAAGCGUGUUACAAUAAUGCCUAAAGAUAUCCAACUUGCCAGAAGAAUCCGUGGUGAAAGAGCUUAAUCAGCAUCUAAGAUUAGAACCAUGCAUCAAAUAUAUUUUUUUUCUUUUUUUCUUUUUCGUUCGAAUUGCAAUCGGUGUGUAAAUUGUGGUUUGCCAUAAUAAACACAAUCUUACUUUUACCUUCAAGAACAUUAUUAUUGGUGUCAAAUUACGUUGAUUGUCGGUUAUCCUUGGAAUUCAAUUUGCGUACUUUGUAAUUUAAGCUACUGAUUUAUCUCAUACAAAGAAUAAUGUUGUUACGAA